AUGAGAAAUGCCCUAACACCUGGACGCGAUAGCGAAGAGGGAAGCAACAACGUGUCCUUCCGCGAGUACCUCGACAUCCGCAAGAGGGCAGGCUCUUCCUUCAGCCUCGACAGAGGAAGCAGAGGAAGCUCCGCUGCUCUUUCCUCCGCUGCCUCCUCCUCCUCCUCCCUCUUACACUCAGUCAAGGAGGAGGAGAGUCGAGACCUCAGGAGAGUAAGGCAGACAUCAGAGGAGGAGGAGGAGGAGGAGGAGGAGGAUGGAACAUGGGAGGGAGCUGGAGCAAGUGUACUGGCGGGAGCAGCUGCAGGAGUCAGAGGGGGAGCAAGAGCACGAGAGCGAGAGGGAGCGGGGGCAAGAGGAGCAGCAAGAGAGAACUGGCUGAUCGUUGUGCAUACUCUUCUCUAUCGCUUCCAGGUGUUCGGGCAUUUCUCCAUGGCGAUGAAGAAGUGCCUGGCGCGGGAGGAGAAGGUACGGAAGCAGCUUGUUGAGCUGCAGGAGCUGCUGAGGAGGAGGGAGGAAGACAAGGCGGAUCUGGAGAAAGAGCUGAGAAAGAGCCAGUUCGAGCUGCGGUUGGCGUCAGCCGGGGAGGAGAAGAGGGUGGAAAAGUUGUCGGAGCUCAACGAAGCAAACUUGGCGCUCAAGGAGGAGGUGAAGAAGAUGAGGAGGAGGGAGGAGGAGCUGCAAGAGAAGCUGCAGGAGAAGUCAGCGGACCUGAACGCGUUCAUCCUCAAGUCGCAGAAGCAGAUGGACGCAAUGAGGGAGGAGGAGAGGAUCAAGGAGAGGAGGAUAGGGGAGCUUGAGGAAGAACUCCAGGGGCUGCGGGAGGAGAAGGAGAAGACGGAGGUCAGGGUGAAGUACUUCCAGCAGCAGAUGAGUAGGUUCGCCGACUACGACCUUGUCAAGGAGAGGAUGGAGGCGCUGGCCGGGGAGGUGGAGAGGCUGGAGCAGGAGAGGAGGGGGAGGGAGGAGGUAAUAGAAGAGCUGAGAGAGGAGCUGAGCUCGGACAAGAACAAACUGCACGCGCUCAACCUCCGCGUUCAGAAUCUGAUCCUGCAGCGCGACCACAUACAGGAGGAGGCGAGGGCAGCUCAGGCCCGGUUGCAGGAGGAGCUGGACAGGGUGACGGACAAGGUUGGGGGGCUGAUGGCGGACAAGGGGCAGCUGAAGGAGCCCCAGCUACACGAGCUGCAGAGAAGUUUGCGGGAGAAGCUGGGGCUGGUGCUGGUGGAGGACGGGAGGAUAAGGGAGGAGUUCGAGGAGGCGGUGAUGAGGUUCAAGGAGAAAGGGGUGAAGGGGCUCCCUUCCUCUCUUGGUAUCUCCCGCACUGAGUCGCUCGCUGCCCCGAGCAAGCUGAUGAGGAGGAAGGAGUACGAACGUGCCCUCCCUCCUGCCGCCGCCGCCGCCGCCGCCUCGUCGCGGCAUGUGCCCUACCUGCCGGAGGAGUGGAACCUGGUGGAGGAGACGGCGCGGAAGCUGGUGGAGGAGCGAGGGAGGAUCGUCGGAGAGCUGGAGGAUCAGCUGGGAAUGAUCCCCCUGGGGAACCUGCAGCUGCUGCAGGAAGUUGGGGAGCUCAGGGAAAAGCUGGGGGAGGCGAGACAGCAGCUGGGGGCGAGCAGGAAGUUGAUGGAGGCACAUCAGAGGACGAUGGAGAAGUUGCAGCUGAAGCUGAUCAACCUGGGGGGGGUAAGGAGCACGAGCGAUAUGGACAAGGCCGACAGCGAGAGCCAGACGAGAUCGUGGGAGGAGGUGGUGGAGGAGGAGGCACUGAGGUUGGGAGUGUCGGAGGGGAGGGUAAAGGAGCUGGAGGAGGAGAGGGAGAGGCUGAGGGAGGAGGUGAAGAACAGGAGCGAGCGGGUAGCGAACUUGAAGCGGGAGGUUGCUAUCUACAGGAGGAGGACGGAAGACAGCUGGGGAAGAGUCCGGCAAGAGCUGGAGAAGGAGGGGGGACCUGUUGCACCUGCUCGGCGCAACGAGAAGCUCGUAGAUCGCAGCAUCCUGGACCGGCUCAAGGCUGGGAGCAGAGAGAGCAAGGGGGGCGAGACUGUGGGGGAGGAGGAGGUGCUGGACGCGAUUGCUGAGAUCUACAACAGCUGGUACAUGGAGAAGGCAAACAAUUGCUCGCAGGAUACAAUGCUCUCCUUUCUCUACCGCCACAUGCUGCAGCAGCACAAGGACCCGGAGGUUGCAGAGGCUAGGAGCAAGCUUGUGCUCGGCCGGGUCGGGAGGCUGGUGGGGGUGAGGACGACGGGUCUACGAGUUUCCUUCUUCUCCUCCCUCCUCAACAUGGACCAGGACAACCUCCGCGACACUGCCCAGCACAGGCUCGUCACCUACAUGAAGAUUCUCUCCUCCAUCCCCCUCCGCUGCGAGCAGGAGGAGGAGGAGGCGACUCCUCCUCUCUCCUCCAAGGCCCUCCUUCCUCGCGUUCUCCACUUUCUCAAGUCCCUCCACUCGAGCGAGAUCUGCUGGCUGAGCUUGGAGGAAGCGACUUCCUUUGUUAGGAGCAGAGCGAAGCACGGGAGGAGGGAGAGGAUUGGCCCCCUGCUGCAGGAGCUCAGGACGCACAGCCAGCGGGAGGAGGAGGCGGAAAGCUCAUGGCGGGCAGGCGUCAGCGUCUCUGUGGACUUCCUCCUCGACCUCCUGGUCCGGCACGAGUCCUCCUCCGCCUCCUUCUCCUCCCUCCGCGACCCCUUCAGCGCGAGUCCAGAGGGAGGGGAGGAGGAGGAGGAGGGCAUGGACCCCGAGGUCUUCCGCAUCGGUGUCCUCCGCCUCGCCUUCGGCCGGGAGUUUGCGGGGACGCUGCGGUCGCUGCUGGAGGGGGUGAAGGAGCAGCUGGACGUGUCGGCGGCAUGGCACAGCUACCGUCUCAUCUCCCUCACGGUCGACCAGGCGAGGAAGACGAUCGAGCGCCUGCUCAUGGCGCCAGAGCUGGUGCGGGAAGCGAUCAGACUGGCGGAGGAGGAGGAGGAGGAGAAGGGCAAGGCCGAGCUCUUGUCCAGCAGGGGUAGAGCCGAGCCCUCCAACUCCAUCGGGCGCUCGGUGGGAGCAUGGAAGGGGGACGUGACGCGGCUUCGAGCAAGGAAAGGAUCCACGCAGGCGCCGGAGGAGGCAGCGGCAGCGGAAGUAACAGCAGCAGCAGCAGCAGCAGCAGCAGCUCCUCCCUCCCUCACUGCUCACGGGGUUUCUCCUCGCCUCCUCCUGUGGAAGCCGGCGGACAAGGGCAAGAGCAGCGGGAUUAGCGUGCAGAUGAACUUAGCCCUGUCGCAGGAAGUGUCCUCAGCCAGGUCGAAAGGAGGUUUGCUUUCUGCAAGAGCGUCUCAAUCUCCUCGGCCUCCUCUCACAAAGAAACCUCGUCCUCAGACGGCAGUCAACCCGGCCCAACGGCGCUAAAGGGACUUGAGAGCAAAGGAGAUUAUGAAUGUUGUAAAGUGGCAUGUGAAUAGGCGAGACGGCAAACAGGUGAUGAUGAUGAUGAUGAUGAUGAUAUCGUUGUUGUUGAAGACAAAAAUACGGUCAUUUGUCU
Messenger RNA from Guillardia theta CCMP2712, 3523 nucleotides. RefSeq lists its product as hypothetical. The transcript is spliced from 5 exons. Lineage: Eukaryota; Cryptophyceae; Pyrenomonadales; Geminigeraceae. The record is from RefSeq and is a predicted model, not a curated record. Bases 1 to 3390 code for a protein of 1129 amino acids.